Messenger RNA from Anoplophora glabripennis (Asian longhorned beetle), 3746 nucleotides. RefSeq names its product lipase maturation factor 2. Lineage: Eukaryota; Metazoa; Arthropoda; Insecta; Coleoptera; Cerambycidae. The transcript has 10 exons. Gene Ontology annotation, biological process: protein maturation. The record is from RefSeq and is a predicted model, not a curated record. Gene Ontology annotation, cellular component: endoplasmic reticulum membrane. Bases 152 to 2071 code for a protein of 639 amino acids.
UCUGUGAUCUGUGGAGGCGAAAGAACGUCCUCGUCCAUCAAAUUGCCACUUACAUCAAAUCGACUUGACUGAAGAAGAGUCGGAAUUGUAUUGUGCGUUUAUGGUGUGAUUUAUUUUACAUUUUCAAAAUUAUAAGCACGAAAUCGUGACCAUGAUUCCUCUGCGCUAUACCCGAAAUUUGUUUCUACGGGCAUUUUGUAUUGUUUACUUGUCUGCAUUUUUAUCAUUUUACAUUCAAAUUCCAGGUUUAUAUGGUGAUAAUGGUGUGCUACCAGCGAAAGCAGUUUUAGAAAAUAGUAAACAUAAGACACUUUCUGCGAAAGUGCAUUACCAACCAACAUUGCUUUGGUUAGCACCAUAUCUGGGCUUGGAUACGAAUUAUGCUCUUGAUGUGUUAGCUCUGCUGGGGGCAUUCUUAGCUUUUACUGGGCUGGUAUCACAAAAGUUUUGCACUAUUCCUCUUUUUGCUGGUCUUUGGUCGUUAUAUUUCUCUCUAUUUCAAAUAGGCCAGACCUUUGUUACAUCAAGCUACGAUGAAUUCCUUUUGGAAGCUGGCUUUCUGGCAAUUUUGGUUGCUCCACUUUUACCGGGCAGAAAAAAGGGUUCCAAAGGCGCAUCUAGUGAUUUUGUUAGUUUUUGGCUAGUGAAAUGGUUCCUCUUUAGGUUUUUGCUUACAGUCGGUUUAACGAAAUUCAUCAGUGGAUGCCCAAAGUGGUGGAGUCUUACGGCUUUAUAUUAUCACUUUCAAACUAUGCCUUUACCAAGUCCAUUAUCAUGGUAUUCCCACCAUUUACCUGAUUGGUAUCUGAGGUUGAUCCAGAUAUUUGCUAACGUUUCCGAGAUUGUCCUACCGUUUUUCUUCCUCGUUCCGAUCAGAAGUGUACGAUUGACGAGUUUUGUUUUCCAGAUCGUCCUACAAAUAUGUAUUGUUCUCACCGGAAACUUUGAUUUUUCGAAUAUGUUAAUUGUAACGCUGCUUUUGUCUCUGUUAGACGACCAAUUUUUCUACGGAAGGAAAAAAGCACUUAGCAGAUGGACGAUUGUGGGCAAAAUUGUAAAUGUCGUAAUAUUCGGGGGAAUAUUGUAUGGUGUGGUUAAUUUAUAUUCACUGAAAUUUGGUGGAACGCAUAUUGAAUCCAAUAUUGCUUUCACGAAAAUUCAAUUCGACAACGUUUUAAGCCAGGGCUUAACAUACACCAUCCAUUUUGGCCUGUUGUCACUAGCUGGAACAGUUUUAUAUACUUUGUCCCACGUCUUGUUCGAUAAUCAAGGAUCUGGAAGUAAAACCGUAGGAAUUAUUUCAACUGUCUUCUACGGGAUUGUUGCCGUUCUUUUGUUCUUUGCUAAUGCGGUUCCUUUGGCAUCUUUACAUCCAACGUCCAAUUCAACAGUAGCCCCAUCGGUUCGUACCGUUUACAACAGACUACAUAAGCUGCACGCCGUUAACCAAUACGGACUGUUUCCCAGAAUGACAGGAGUGGACGGUCGACCCGAAAUAAUUCUCGAAGGAUCCGAUAGCAUAGAAGGACCUUGGAGGGAAUACAAUUUCUUGUAUAAACCAGGAAACGUAAAUCACUCCCUGCCGUUUGUCGCACCUUACGCUCCAAAGUUGGACUGGCAAAUGUACUGGGCGGCGUACAGCACUUACGAAAAACAACCGUGGCUGUUGUCCCUAACUCACAGGCUCUUGGUGGGAAAACCGGAGGUGCUCGCGCUUUUGGAUAAACUGCACUCGCCCUACACGCAAAAACCACCGAGGUACAUCAGGGGAAUCCUUUACAGAUACAAGUACACCCCGUGGAGCCAAAAAUCCCAGUCAACCUGGUGGGUGCGUGAAAGGGUAUCAGAAUAUUUCCCCGCAUUCUCCAGGGAUUCACCGGCUCUGAUCGAAUUCUUGAAGGCACGGAAUUUGCUACCGACACUGUCCAAACAAACUGUCAAUCCCAUCUGGAAACAGGCACUCGACAGCAUCAGAUACGUAACAAACCACCUGGAAGCGACUUUGUUGUUCUGGUCCGUCUUGACGGCAGGUCUCGCCCUAAUCUGUACAUCGGGCUCGGGAAAAAAAUAAGCCAAAUAGAUUUUUCACCGUUUUCUAAAUACUUUUACAACCGUUUAUUGAUUUUAUAGUUUUUAAAGUUUUUCCUUGGUUUCGGUCGUCAAUUUACCUUAUUUAUUGUUCUUUUUUUUAUUGAAAAAUAUUUAAUACAUACAUAAGAACUACAAACGUUAAUUUUCCCUUUGUACUUUGUUUUUGCUUAACGGGGCAUUAGUUAUUUUGAUUUUUUUUAUUGUUAUACCAUGUCGAAGAAUACAGGGUUGCCAAAGAACCACGAUAUAUAUUUUUCACCAAACUCUGAAGACAUCACAGGUUUACCUUCUCGAAUGGUUCGUUAUUAUUAACCUUUCAUAUUAUCAUAUUGUAUCAAGCAGGAGUCAAUAUAGGAAAGUGUGGGUCCUAUUUUAUUAAUACUUACAUGGAGGUAAGCGGCCAGCAAAUACUUGGUAAGUUUCGUUUUUACGAGUUUGGUUCUCCGUCGUUACAAACUAAAUUAAACUCGAUGAAAAUGAUUCGAGUUAGUUUCGGAAAUUUUAGUGCAAUAGAAAAAAUAUUCACAAAACUUCUGCCAUGAAAAAUUAAUUAAUUUAAUUUAAAAAAUCUACUUUUUAACGCAUUAAUAAAAUAGGCUUUCCCUAGAAAAUAUCAUGAAUAUUAUCAUUAAACAAGUAAUGGUAUUUAAGUAAAAAUUUCUUUAUAAUAAUAGUAACAGUAGUUUUUAAAUCAUGAAAAUUUGUGUUAUAUACAGCGCACUCCUCUUUAAGUAGCACCAUUUUCAUAUUUUAGAAUACAACUGUCGAUUUUCAAAAACUUUUCAUCUCUGAAGGUCAUGAAGUUGGAGUAGAAACAGAAAAUUUUGAAAAUCGACCCUUCUUUCUUUUUUUUGGUGCGUGUAAAGUGGAACACACUGUAUAUCUUUUUUUUGAAUUAUAAGUAUACCGAUUAGAAGUGAAGUCGUAUUUUCUAUAAGAUUUAUUGAACGUUUUGUGGGGUUUGUAAGAGAUCUGUAUAUUUUUUAUUUUUGUACUGCACUGAGUGACACUAUUUUUACGCUUACCCUUAAUUCAUCACUUCAUCUUUCGUCUCUAAACAGAUAAGGCGUUUUGAUAAGGACGGUAUUAAUUUCAUGGUAAAUUAAUCGGAAAAUGGUAAUUCGCGUCACUGACUACCCAGAAGUUCGUUUCUUAUUUUAUUUAGCAGUGUAGAAAAUCCUGAAAAUUUGAAUUUAAUGUCUUCUAAUUUUUAAAAAUAUAUUUGCGAUAGUUGCAAUUAAAUUUUUAUAAAUGCAACGGUUAAAAGACGGCACAUUUUUCUUUGUUCUCUGAGAGAACGUCGUAAAAGUGUAUCUACCUCUUCAAAAUUUUGAAAUAGAACAUGAAUUUUAAAACAUAAAUUUUGGUAUUAGAGAACAGCAAAUGUUUUUGUCGAAAUGAUAGCCUUGUCUGUAUAAAUUACUAAGCUUUACUUACAGCGUGACUGAUUCUUACUUUUUAUUAAUGGUAGUGGUUAAUGUUUUUGUUACGAUGUUUGAUAAAAAAAAAAAAUAUUUUAUAUGUUAGUUUUGUCUAUAUCUGUAUUUAUAUAUAGGAAUCACUAGAAAAUUGAUGUGUUCUAAAGAUUUUUUAUCUCUUGUCAUGGUCAUGGUUUUUAAAACAAUAAGAUAACAAUAAAUAAGACAAAUAAGUGA